AUGGCUGAUGCUGGUUUCUUCAAAGGCACAUCAGCUGAACAGGAUAGUCGAUUCGCUAAUAAGCAAAAGAAGUUACUGAAACAGAUGAAAUUUCCAGAUAAUAUUGAUGUUAAAAUUGAUAGUUCCAAAAUAAACCUUGAUGUGAUCAAACCAUGGAUUGCGAAGCGUCUGCAUGAAUUAUUAGGAAUCGAAGAUGACGUUGUUAUUGAAUAUGUGUUUAAUCAAUUAGAAGAUAAAAAUCCUGAUCCAAAGAUGAUGCAAAUCAAUUUGACUGGUUUUCUUGGUGGAAGCAAAGCUCGGUUAUUUAUUGGUGAACUUUGGAAAUUCUUGGCCAGUGCUCAAGCAUCGCCCGAUGGUAUACCAGCAGAAUUAGUCGAAAUGAAAAAGCAAGAACUACUGAGACGACAAGAAGACGAUCGACUACGCGAAAUUCGCAAGCGUGAAGAAGAUAGCUAUCGUCAAGAUGUUAAACCUGACAUCCAUAAAUCAGAUACUAAAACCAAUUCUCGUCAUUCAAUCACAUCGCGAAGUGAAAACGGGAACAAUGCUGGUGGAUACAAAUCGCGGACACAUCAUGAAGAUGAAAGACGACGUCCAUCGCCUAAAUCACAUCGAACACGAGAUCCACAUAGUCCGGACACGAAGUCACGACAUUCCGAUAAAAAACCUGCCAGUGAGAGCAAGAACGAUCAUCAUCAUCAUCAUCGACAUGACGCGACAAAUGACAGUCAUAAAACAUCGAAAUCACGCUCGCGCAGUCGCAGCCCUGUGAAAUCUAUACGUAAAACUGAUUCGCAUGCUAAAAGAUCUUCGUCGGAAACAAGCAAGACAUCACAUCACGAAACUGACAAGUCUGAAAAGGUGAAAUCUAAAGCAAGGCGCCGUUCAUCUUCGACGAACUCGAGCACUAGUCCACGGCGUGGAAAAACUAUUCAAUCCGUGCAGCAAAAGCCAACUAAUAACACUUCCGAUGUUCCUACUGAAACAAAACAAGGAACACUUAACGAACAAGUUAGCAAAUCGUCAGCAUCGAAAAACAAGCGAAAAUCUUAUACACCGUCUCCUCCACGGUCAAAUAAAAAAGAACCCGUACUGAAAACUAUGGGAAACGUUGAAAAAGUCAAGCCCAAACGAUCGUCAUCGAAAGAGAUCAAAAAGACAAAAAAAAGAUCAAAACGACAUCGAUCCGCAUCGAGCGAUUCUUCGUCCAGUUCACGCUCAUCUAGUUCCAGUUCUUCAUCUUCAAAAUCCAAAUCAUUGGCAUCGUCCAACUCAGAAGCAGAAAGACGAACAAAAACGAAGAAAAAACCGCAAUUGACAGGAAAAGAUUCGCCCAGUCGAUCACGAUCACGUUCAACAGACCGUCAUCGACGAUCUAAGAGAAAGAAAGAUAAUCACAAACAUAGAAAGCAUAACAGUCAUAACAGUAAAUCUUCUUCGUCGAAAAAACAAACUAAGCAGCACGAACGUAAUGAGUCUAAACGAAAGUCUCAUCAUGAUCGUCCAGAUAGAUCAUCGAAAAGAAUGGUAGAUAAAGGUGCAUACAAUGAAAAGAAAACUCGCCGUUCACAACAAUCAUCAUCAGAUAAGGAGAUUCCAUGUCUGACCACGCCGCCGAAGAAACCUCGACUUGAAUCUCAAAUUAGAGUACAAACUCCACCACCAUCAACUAGAUUAGCUGUCGAAAACAAAUCAGAAAACGAAGUCAUGCGACCUUCGGCAACAUCAACUAGAUCGAAUCGAACUGAAAGAAUUGUUGUACUAGAAGAUUCUCGUAAAGAUGGUGCUGAUCCUUUUGCAUCGCGUGUACCUGUCACAGUUAAGUCAUCGGACGAUGAUGCACGAUUGAAAACUAGUGAUAAUAACAAUAAUAGUAGCGAAGAUGAAACCGAAAUUGAUUUACGCGAACGUCUUUUACGAGAAAAGGCGAUCAAAUCAAUGCGCCGCCGACAAUUAUCUAAUCCCAAUAAUAACAAUACCAAACCAAAAACAACAACAAAUGAUCGAAUUGUUUACGAUUUACAUUGA
Molecule: messenger RNA, 2028 nt
Organism: Adineta ricciae
Lineage: Eukaryota; Metazoa; Rotifera; Eurotatoria; Adinetida; Adinetidae
Source: the annotation of a GenBank genome assembly